This is a messenger RNA of Rhinichthys klamathensis goyatoka, 4265 nucleotides long. It is a transcript of the gene rasgrf2a, whose product is annotated as Ras protein-specific guanine nucleotide-releasing factor 2a. Gene Ontology annotation, cellular component: plasma membrane. NCBI's taxonomy places the organism in Eukaryota, Metazoa, Chordata, Actinopteri, Cypriniformes, Leuciscidae. The record is from RefSeq and is a predicted model, not a curated record. The coding region runs from base 391 to 4188 and encodes 1265 amino acids. Gene Ontology annotation, molecular function: protein binding; guanyl-nucleotide exchange factor activity. The transcript has 28 exons. Gene Ontology annotation, biological process: positive regulation of GTPase activity; Ras protein signal transduction.
AAGAUACCCGAGGGAGUCUCUCGUGACAGUGAGGUAAAUAGAGACUGUGAGGGUAAAUAGUUCUGUCUCUUUAAGUUGGUGUCAAAGCCGAUUAGCGCUGAUCUCGGUCGUGAUUCUGUUGUACCGUCUGCUCACUCUAUCUAUUUUUUGUUUUACGUCCCUGCGCGCAGUUUAAACCAUAUUUUUAAUAAUAUUUGUUGACUCUUUUACUGUAUUUUCGCUUUUUUUUUCUACACGCGCACUCUUUUAUACAGCUGUGCGUAAUUACGCGUUGCGCGCGUCUGGAAUCUCCUUUACGCGCUUUUGGCUGGACUUUAGAUCAUCAUCUCUGGCUGCUGUGUGUGAGGAUGAUGAUGAUAAUGGGCUCAGUGUGACAAUCAGGGCUUUAAGAUGCAGAAAAGCGUGCGUUAUAAUGAAGGACACGCGCUCUUUCUAUCCAUGGUCGCGCGUAAAGAGGGAAUUAAACGUGGGUUCUUGAGUAAAAAAGCCGCAGAAAACAACCGCUGGAACGAGAAGUACUUCGCGCUUUACCAGAACGUGCUGUUCUACUUUGACAACGAGCAGAGCACCAGACCAUCUGGGAUUUACUUGCUGGAGGGAUGCUCCUGCGAGAGGAUUCCGGCUCCAAAAGUGUCCACCGUUGGGAAAGAGAGCUCAGAUAAACAGCAGCAUUACUUCCUGGUGAUUUUCGGCCACGAUGGGCAGAAACCUCUGGAGCUGCGGACAGAAGAGGACGCUGAUUGUAAUGAGUGGGUGGAGGCCAUUCAGCAGGCCAGUUAUUCAGACCUGAUCAUAGAGCGGGAAGUUCUCAUGCAGAAAUACAUCCAUCUGGUGCAGAUCAUGGAGACGGAAAAAGUGGCGGCAAAUCAACUGCGGACACAACUGGAAGACCAGGAUACAGAGAUCGAGAGACUGAAGGCAGAGGUCGUUGUUCUGAAUAAAACGAAAGAGCGAAUGUUGCCCUAUCAGUCCAAUCAAGAGGAAGAAGAUCCAGAUAUCAAGAAAAUCAAGAAGGUGCAAAGCUUCAUGCGUGGUUGGCUGUGCAGAAGGAAGUGGAAGAUUAUCGUGCAGGACUACAUCUGCUCACCUCACGCUGAGAGCAUGAGGAAGAGAAACCAGAUCGUCUUUAACAUGGUGGAAGCUGAGACGGAGUACGUGCUCCAGCUCUCCAUCCUGGUCAACUGUUUCCUGAGGCCGCUGAGGAUGGCGGCCAGUUCCAAAAAACCACCUAUUAGUCAUGACGAUGUCAGCAGUGUCUUCCUCAAUAGUGAGACGAUAAUGUUUCUCCAUGAGAUAUUCCACCAAGGCUUGAAGGCUCGGAUAGCCAACUGGCCAACCUUAGUUUUAGCUGAUCUCUUCGACAUCUUGCUGCCAAUGCUGAACAUUUAUCAGGAGUUUGUGCGAAACCAUCAGUACAGUUUGCAGGUUCUGGCCAACUGUAAACAGAACCGGGACUUUGACAAGCUCCUGAAGCAGUAUGAAGCAAACGCUGCCUGUGAGGGCCGAAUGCUGGAAACCUUCCUCACCUACCCCAUGUUUCAGAUCCCACGAUACAUCAUCACCCUUCACGAGCUUCUCGCACACACGCCUCAUGAACAUGUCGAGCGCAGGAGUCUGGAAUUUGCCAAAUCCAAACUUGAGGAACUGUCCAAAAUGAUGCAUGAUGAAGUGAGUGACACAGAAAACAUCCGCAAGAACCUCGCGAUCGAGCGAAUGAUCGUGGAGGGCUGUGAUAUUCUGCUGGACACCAGUCAGACGUUUAUACGGCAGGGCUCUCUGAUUCAGCUGCCCUCUGUGGAGAAGGGUAAACUGAGUAAGGUGCGUCUGGGCUCGCUGUCGCUCAGGAAAGAAGCUGAACGCCAGUGUUUUCUGUUCACUAAACACUUCCUCAUCUGCACACGUACAUCCGGCGGCAAACUGCACCUGCUCAAACAAGGAGGCACGGUGUCUCUGAUAGAGUGUACGCUUAUCGAGGAGCUGGACGCCAGUGAUGAAGACUAUAAUGCUGCCGGUCAGGGAUUCAAUCGUCUGGAGUUUAAAAUAGUGGUUGAACCGGCCGAUGGUCCGACGUUUUCUGUGGUUCUGCUGGCUCCGUCUCGGCAGGAGAAAGCUGCCUGGACCAGUGACGUGAGCCAGUGCAUUGACAACAUUCGCUGCAAUGGCUUGAUGACCAGCGUGUUUGAGGACAACUCCAAAGUCACCGUGCCUCACAUGAUCAAGUCUGAUGCCCGACUGCACAAAGACGACGUGGACAUCUGCUUCAGCAAGACGCUGAACUCCUGCAAGGUGCCUCAGAUCCGUUACGCCAGCGUGGAGAGACUCCUGGAAAGACUGACCGACCUGCGCUUUCUGUCCAUCGACUUCCUCAACACCUUCCUCCACACCUACCGAAUCUUCACCACUGCUGCGGUGGUGAUGGACAAACUGGCCGACAUCUACAAGAAACCCUUCACCUCUAUACCGGUCAGGGUUCAGUAUCAUUCCUCCGACCGGUUGUCCAUCUCCUCCAUCUGUCCAGACUACAGCCUGAACAUCACAAGGCUUGCGCUGGACCAGUCCAAGUCCCUCGAGCUCUUCUUCGCCACUAACCAAGGCCCCUGGAGCGGAGAGCACCUGAACAACAAAUCUCCUCGUCUCUGUCGCAAGUUCUCCUCUCCUCCGCCCGUCUCCAUGCCCUCACGCACCUCUUCCCCCAUCCACUCCCGAAAGCUGUCCCUCAGCUCUCCUGUGAGCUGUAAGAGCGGCGCCCUGGACCUGUCGACAGCAAGCAGCCCGACGUCUACGCUUAACCCCGUCCUGUCCUCUCCUCCCCACACCUGCACUAAAGCCCCUCUGGACCUCAGCCGGGGCCCCGGGUCCCCCGAGCUCAGUCCCUCCACCCCGGAGGACGAGAUGCCACGCUUAGAUGCGUUCUGUGGGAAGCUGCGGCGGAGUAUUCGACGAGCUGUUCUAGAGUCAGUGUCGUUGGAUAAAUUCAUUCCUGAGACGUCCAGUGAUUCUGCAGACAUGUCUGCGUGCCGCUCGCCGUCCACACCACGACACCUUCGCUACAGACAACCUGCAGGUCAGUGUCCCGAGAGCUCCCGCUGUGUGGUGUCCCCCACAUCCGCCUUCGCCAUCGCCACCGCCGCCGCUGGACACAGCAGCCCACAGGGAUUUACCAACCCAGAGAAAUCAUACGAUAAAGAGUUCCUCAUCCGCAGGGCCGCCACCAACAGAGUGCUCAACGUUCUGCGCCACUGGGUUUCCAAACACUCGCAGGACUUUGAGAUGAACGCAGAACUGACGACGGCUGUGGUCGCUCUGCUGGAGGAGGUUCUGCGAGAUCCCGAUCUUCUACCACAGGAGAGGAAGGCUGCAGCUAACAUACUGAGUGCACUUUCUCAAGAAGAGCAAGAUGAUUCACAGUUGAAGAUUGAGGAUAUCGUCCAAAUGUCCGAGUGUCCGAGGGUCGAGUGCUUCGAGUCACUGUCGGCGAUGGAACUAGCGGAACAAAUUACUCUACUGGACCAUAUCGUGUUCCGGAAUAUUCCAUACGAGGAGUUUCUUGGUCAAGGCUGGAUGAAAACGGACAAAAGUGAAAGGACUCCGUACAUUAUGAAGACCAGUCAGCACUUCAAUGAUAUGAGUAAUCUGGUGGCGUCUCAGAUCAUGGCUCAAUGUGACGUGAGCUCCAGAGCCAACUCUAUUGAGAAGUGGCUGGCUGUGGCUGAUAUAUGCCGCUGUCUCAACAACUACAACGGCGUCUUGGAGAUCACGUCCGCUCUGAACCGCAGCGCCAUCUACAGGUUAAAGAAAACAUGGGUCAAGGUCUGCAAACAGACCAAAGCUCUUAUGGAUAGGCUGCAGAAGAUCGUUUCAUCUGAAGGGAGGUUUAAGAACCUGAGGGAAACUCUGAAAAACUGUAACCCUCCAUGUGUGCCCUAUCUGGGCAUGUACCUGACGGAUUUGGCGUUUAUCGAGGAAGGGACGCCUAACUUCACUGAGGAGGGGCUAGUCAACUUCUCUAAAAUGAGGAUGAUCUCACACAUAAUACGAGAGAUCCGACAGUUUCAGCAGGCGCCCUACAGGAUAGACCUGCAACCCAAGGUAACACAGUUCCUCCUUGAUAAGACUCUAGUUAUGGAUGAGGACACACUUUAUGAACUAUCUCUGAAGAUUGCGCCAAGAAUCCCUCCUGCCAACUAAACGUGACGACAAUGUUUACACCAGACGCAGAUAUCAAGUAAGAAGCUUUAGUGGGAAUCUAUACUUCCAUCUGAACU